GAUAUUUACCACUGGAUAAAAUACACAUCAUCUUUUUUGAGGAGUGAUAUUUAAUUAUUUUCAUUUUGUAUCGUAAUGUAUAAAGUUUUUUGUUAAGAUACGCUUCAGAAAUGUCGUGGAUUACUAAGUUAACCUCUGUUUUUAUGUACGUCGCUUUAGACCUUGGUCAGUUUGUUCAUGGAGCAAGUGAGGAAGUAAACCAACAUCUUGCAAUGGGAAUGAAAUUGGUCUCUGCCGGACAGUUAUCAGAUGCCCUUUCGCAUUAUCAUGCAGCUGUUGAGGGUGAUUCAUCAAAUUUCUUAACUUAUUUCAAAAGAGCCACAGUCUUGAUGGCAAUGGGUAGAUCACGCUCAGCAUUGCCAGAUCUUGAUGAAGCAAUUAAAUUAAAUCCAAAGUUCUUACAGGCUUUCCUUCAACGAGGAAAUGUCCAUUUAAAGAGAGGCGAGCCAGAUUUGGCUCACAUUGAUUUUGAAGCUGUGCUGAGAAUUGAUAAUAAUAACGAAGAAGCUUUGAAACAGCUCUCAAUAAUAGAACCAUUCAAAUCCUACGUUGAAAAUGGUAAUGUCUUAAUGGAUAUGGGCGACUAUCAAAGUGCCAUAGAACAAUUAACCAAAGCUUUGGAGAUCGCUCCUUGGGAUGCGACGUUAAGAGCGAAGAGAGGAAAAUGUUAUGAAGUUAUGGGAGAAUUAUAUAAAGCUGUGGCUGAUAUUAAAGCAACAACAAAAUUAGUUAGCGACAACACUGGAGCGUUUUUACAAAUUAGUAGAUUGCAAUAUCAAAUGGGAGAGUUGGAAGAUGGACUAAGAGAAAUUAGAGAAUGUCUUAAACUCGAUCCCGAUCACAAAGAUUGCUUCGCCCUAUAUAAGAAAUUAAAGAAAUUGAACAAACAAUUCAAUGAAGCACAGGGUUUGAUAGACGGAGCAAGCUAUUCAGAUGCUAUACAGAAGUUAGAGUCAGCGUUAAAAACUGAACCAAAUUUACAUUUUUACAUCUUGAAGGCGAAAACACAGAUAUGCCAUUGCCAUCGCAUGAACGGUGAUGUGGAAAAAACGUUAAAUUCUUGUUCAGAGGCGAUAAAGCUGGACGAAAAUAAUGUUGAUGCUUUAUGUGAUAGAGCAGAAGGAUAUAUACUUAAUGACAUGUAUCAGGAAGCUGUGAACGAUUACCAAACGGCAAAAAAUAUCAAUGGAGAUUUAAACAAGGUGCAAGAAGGUUUGGAUAAAGCUCAAAGACUUCUAAAGCAAUCAAAGAAAAGGGACUACUAUAAAAUUUUAAAAGUAAAAAGAAAUGCAAGUAAACGAGAAAUCAUGAAAGCGUAUAGAAAAUUAGCAGUAGAGUGGCAUCCUGACCAUUAUCAAGGGGAAGAUAAGAAGAAAGCGGAGAAAAUGUUUAUUGAUAUUGCGGCAGCAAAAGAAGUUCUUACUGAUCCUGAGAAAAAAGCCAAGUUUGAUAACGGCGAAGACCCACUAGAUCCUGAACAACAAAAUGGCGGAGGAUGGCAAAAUGGCGGUUUCCCAGGUGGAUUUCCAUUUGGACAAGGAUUUCAGUUCAAAUUUCAUUUUCCCUAAACAAAACAAUUGUAUGCGUUCGCCUCUAAUCUCCGUGCUAGAUCGCACGCCCCACAGCUCUAUUCACGCAACAGUCCAUAGACAUAACACCUAUUUCCUGGAAAGUGUGUUUAAUAUUUUUGGGUAAUCAGGACAUCGGAUGGUACAUUUUAUGUAAAUAGAUAAAUUGCUGUAUGAAAACUGUGCCAUUAGAUUACUAUGACAUGUGGACAUGUGAUUGAGGAGCUGAGCUCGCAAAGACUAAUGUAUUGUCUUCUUGAUACAUUAUACAUUGCAGAUCAAUCCAGUUCACUCGAAGAAGUGCCUUGAUUUU
This is a messenger RNA of Dendronephthya gigantea, 1881 nucleotides long. Its product is annotated as dnaJ homolog subfamily C member 3-like. Lineage: Eukaryota; Metazoa; Cnidaria; Anthozoa; Malacalcyonacea; Nephtheidae. The transcript has 16 exons. The coding region runs from base 111 to 1568 and encodes 485 amino acids. Gene Ontology annotation, cellular component: endoplasmic reticulum. Gene Ontology annotation, biological process: protein folding in endoplasmic reticulum. The record is from RefSeq and is a predicted model, not a curated record. Gene Ontology annotation, molecular function: protein-folding chaperone binding; misfolded protein binding.